UAUGAACUCUGGCUUUAGCUGUUAAGCCGGAGGAGAAGGAUUAGACGCCGCCAAGAGGUUGAAGCAACAAUGGUGUCUGGCUCAGGGAUAUGCGCAAAGCGCGUGGUGGUCGACGCGCGACACCACAUGCUCGGACGCUUGGCGUCGAUCGUGGCCAAGGAGCUGCUCAAUGGUCAGAAGGUGGUGGUCGUCCGGUGCGAGGAGAUCUGUCUCUCCGGCGGACUUGUCCGGCAGAAGAUGAAGUACAUGCGUUUUCUCCGCAAGCGCAUGAACACAAAGCCCUCGCACGGUCCCAUCCACUUCCGUGCUCCGUCCAAGAUCUUCUGGCGAACUGUCCGUGGUAUGAUUCCCCACAAGACAAAGCGUGGAGCUGCUGCGCUUGCCCGCUUGAAGGUGUUUGAAGGUGUCCCUCCCCCAUAUGACAAAUUGAAGAGGAUGGUCAUCCCAGACGCUCUCAAGGUCUUGAGGCUUCAAGCUGGGCACAAAUACUGCCUGUUGGGUCAUCUUUCCUCUGAGGUUGGGUGGAAUCACUAUGACACCAUCAAGGAAUUGGAGAAAAAGAGAAAGGAGAAGUCUCAAGCGGUGUAUGAGAGGAAGAAGCAGCUCAACAAGCUCAGGGCCAAAGCAGAGAAGACGGCCGAGGAGAAGCUUGGCUCUCAACUCGAUGUCCUCGCUCCCGUCAAGUACUGAAAGAGAAAGCUACUCUUGUGUUUCUUUAUUCAGUAGAUUGUGUUUUUGCUUAUGUUUCAUGAAAUUUUGCUAUACCAGAUUUUGUAUGGGACUCCAAUGCUUGUCCAAUUUCUGCCGCCUUUGUGGAACCAAGUCUAUGAAUUUCUUAUCGGAAUUUUCUUGCUUCUC
Messenger RNA from Tarenaya hassleriana, 858 nucleotides. Its product is annotated as 60S ribosomal protein L13a-1. Gene Ontology annotation, molecular function: structural constituent of ribosome; mRNA binding. Gene Ontology annotation, cellular component: cytosolic large ribosomal subunit; ribosome. The coding region runs from base 70 to 690 and encodes 206 amino acids. Lineage: Eukaryota; Viridiplantae; Streptophyta; Magnoliopsida; Brassicales; Cleomaceae. The transcript is spliced from 4 exons. Gene Ontology annotation, biological process: negative regulation of translation; translation. The record is from RefSeq and is a predicted model, not a curated record.